CUUUUUGUUCAUAAUUUUAUGGAACUUGAGAUAAUAAACAGAAUCGAGAAUUAACGUACGUAAGUCGAACGUGGUGUAAAAUGUUCGCGAAAUUCUUUGUGUUUUGUUUUCUGACGAUUUCGUAUUCGGUUUACGGAGAGGACUGCUACGAAGAAAUAAUAAAACAAGACAGCUGUCAAAUUGUGGAAACGAAUCGUACUUCACCCAGUAAGAACUACUCAACUGCACUGUACAAAAAAAAUAGCACCAUACUGCUUUCAUUUUAUGUAAAAGCAGCGGAAAAUGCGACUAUAAUCUUAAAAGAGUUGAACGACGACGCGCACAAGAUAGUUCUAGGAACCAAGAAUAAUAACAAUGCUGAAAUUAUGGGAUGGUUCCGUGACAGCGAUUACUCAAGUAGAGUAGACUCGAACAAAAGCAGAAUAAUAUCGAGCCAGGAAUGGCGAGCAUUUUGGAUCGAAAUUAUUAACAAUGCCCAGUUAAUUAAAGUGGGUCAAAAAGGAGAAAAAUCUCCUUUUUUAGAACAUCAGACAAAUCUGGAAAUGGAUGUAACUGAUUUUUAUUUUUCUGCUGGAGACAAUAUCCCUGUAAAAUGGGCGUUUGGUUGUAAAGAUGAUGGUGGUAAAUUAUUCAAGCAGCAGAAGAAAGUCAAGCAAUGUCAAUUGCUGCAAAACAACGAAAAAUCUGCUCCGGAUCUGGUCACGAAAUAUCAAACAGCUAUUAAAAUGGAAGCCCGUCAUAUGAAUUUAAGUCUUGAACAUGAAACUUUACACAUCGAUGGCAAAGCUGUAUUAGUUUGGUUCGACGAGCGAUUACGUUGGGACGAGAACGAUUACUUCAACGAAUACAGACCGAGCUUCGAAACCAAUUCAACAUGGAAACCUGACAUAACAGUGGAACACAGCAAUAUAGAACUAGUCCGCAAUAAACCAUUCAGCGGUGGUAAAACAAUCGUAUCGAGUGAUGGUAUCUUGAUGUGGACAGCUUCAAUGCGUUUCCGAACGAAAUGCCAUAUCGAUAUUAAAUACUGGCCAUGGGACGUGCACACUUGUUCAAUUACCUUGAAGCUUGAACCAUCAGGAGCAAGAUUUGCCUUGCCUUCCAUUCAAUAUCCUGAAACAGAAAAUUGGAUUGUUCAGAGAAACGGCGCUAUAAAUUUUACUACGAUGAGUAAUCCAUUAUCAAUCGAGAUAUUAUUGCAAAGAAAAUCUGCAUGGUUGCAGCAAAUGCUGCUGUUCCAAUUUAUAGCUACGAGUGCGGUUCUGUUACUUUCUUUGGGAAUAUCGCCUUCGAGAUGGGGUAAAAUGGUAUUGAAUUUGAUAUCAGUUUUGUUACUGGCGUUCUUUUUUUACAAACUGAAGUCUGAAGUACCACAGAGCAAUUUACCGGAACCGGAUUUACUGCAUCUAUACAAUAUGUUAUUCUCAAUGGGCGCAUUAUCGAAUUGUUUAUCGAUUUAUUUCACACAAGUGGCGAGAAAAUCUCGUAAGAAUUAUCCGUGGAGAUUCGUACUUUCCGUCAUAGAUAAUCGUCUGGUGAGAUUGGUUUUAUUCCUGGCAUUCCACAAGAAAUCUGAAAAAUACGAAUACUGCAAUGACCGAGAAUUGGAAGACCUUCGAGCCAAGAAAAGAGGAGAAGAAAAUCCGCAAAACACAUCCGAGAACAUGCCGAAAAAUUAUAGAAACGACGCUGUUCAACAAGAUUGGCUCAAAGUGGCUGUGGCAGUUGAUCAUUUGCUAUUUAUAACAUGCUGUUAUUUUAUAGGGGCAGUUUCGAUGAAUUUCGCGCGCGGGGGGAAAUUUUUAGGAGCACAGUGGUAAUUUUUCGCGGGCGUUUUCAAACGUAAAUAAAUAAUAUUUUUCUGAAUGAAAUUUUAAAAUGGAUCUCUUCUAGGAGAUACCUAAGUUAAAAAUUAAAAUGUAAGUUUACUCAAUAUUUUUUUUUUUUGUAAGAGUUAGUUCAGCUACGCUAAGAAACCUUAGAAUUAGUGCAUUUUUUUUUUUAAAUUCAAGAAAUCACAAGAAGACAUUUUUCCUAGGGGAAAACAAGUUUAUAAUACUCGUAAUGGGAUCAAUAAUAUGUAUUACUAGAUAGUUACACAGUUUACCUACAUAUUUACGAUCGAUCAGAAAACUUUUGACCUUUUAUUUGUAUUUUAAUGAAUCAUUUAGAAAUUUAUCUUUGAAUUUACGCAAAAUAAUCAGUUAAUAGGAAAAUACGUGCGAUGAAUUGUAAUUUGUCGAUGAAAGUUGUACUUAUUUUAAGGGGAAAAAAGGUUGUUUCAAGUCUUUAGCUAUAUUUUAAUGAAUAGGUAAUUUUUUUUAUACUCAUUAAAUUUAUUUUUUAAAUCAUUAGUAUAUCAAAAUAAGAGCUUAUAGGUUAGACAAAUAAAUGCAUUAUGUAUAUUAAAAAAUUCGCGCACGAUUAAUAAAUCUUCAACUUGAUUGUAUUUGUUAUUCGGAUUCAAGAAAAAGUAAAUACAGAGGUCGAUUUCAUUUCAAAUCUAGUUUCACACGCUAAAACGUCAUUCAUUCGUCCAUUGGUUGUUCGUUCGUUCGGUUCUUUUUUCAAUAUGCAUUCUUUUUUUAAAUACACUUGUUACCUAUUGGUAAUUUCGUGCUAUUUGCACGUUGCUACAGCUACAGGGCAAUGUACAAGCCCAAAACCGUCGGUAUUUUGUUUCGGUUCCCGCAUUAAUAGCGGUUCGGAUGUUAUCAAAGAAGCUGACAAAGAUAAAGAUGGAAAACUCAAUGAAAAAGAGGCGUUAGACUAUCUCGGAAAAACAACUAAUAUCAAAUGGGCAGAUGGAACACUCAAAUUAGAAAUCAAAUCGAUAGAUAAAAAUCACGAUGGAUACGUGACUGCAGAAGAAAUCGAUUUUCCUGUUUCCACUUCACCUCAACCGUCCGGCGGCAGAACUCCGAGUGAUAUUGUGAAACAAGGUGACAAAAACCACGAUGGAAAACUCGAUUAUGCCGAAGCACAACAAGCUUUUCCCGUCGUACUCCCAUACAGAUUGUCAGCUGAAGCAAUUGAAAAUGAAAUCAAGGCGUUGGAUAGAAAUCACGAUGGAUAUGUGGUAGCGGAAGAAUUCGAUAAUGAUUCACAAGCGACUACUCCAAAACCAUCAAAACCAUAAUUACAGAGUUCGACGUUUUAAUUAAAUGCCUACCUGAGUUGAUAACGUGAAUUAGAUUAUCUUCAUCUUGACAUUUUUGUUGUUUUUUUUUUGAAUUCUUUUAUCAGUUUAUACUUAGUACUUUCAAAGUCGAUUAAUUUUCAAAUGAAUUUAAAAAAUGAUUGCUAUUUGCCAGGAAUACAAAAAUAAAUGCUUACCUACUUCUCAAUUUUUUUUUUAUUGGUCUCGGUCUGAGAAAAGUCCAUCGAUGCUUUUCAGUUGUUUUUUGUGCAAUUUUACACGAUGUUCAAUUCAAGUGAAUAAGUAAGUUGAAAUAAAGAUAAAUGAUGAAUUUAUAUUAUACAUAAUAUUAUUCUGUAAGCACCAGCGCUGUUGGAAAAGCUGCAGUGGGGAAGGAGGAAGUUGAGGGAUGCAAUUUUCUUCAACAUACUUACAAUAAAAUUACUAGAAACGAAACAAAGACGGAAAGUCUAAAGCCCAUUUCUAAAGCUGAAAAAAGAACAAAUUAUUCGGGGAUCGAUUAGGUAGGUAUUACCAGACAGUCAUAUAUGCAUGUUCGAUAAUGAAACUCGUUUUGCACUUUUGCAUAGGUAUGUACAUAUUUUCUCAAUGCCUCUUUUGAUUUUAGAAACAGGCGGAAGGGCUUUAGUUCGCAGUUUUUUUUGCCAGUUGAAAUAGGUAUAUUUUUUUUUUGGUAUAAUAAGCACAUUAGUCGGGGAGCCCGCAUAAGGAUCUAUUGAACCCCCCCCCCACACGAUCCUCCGGGACAACUUUUUUCUUUAAGGAAGAGUCCUGAGAAACAUUUCUAGCCCUUUUUUAAAAAAAAAAAAAAGUUGGCCCUACUUACAAAAUGGCGGCCAUUUUGAUUGUGACAGGUCAGCCGAAAUCGCAGAUUUUGCGGUCCAAUAUAAGACUUGCACGAAAUUUCUUAAACCGUACAGAGGUAGAUCGAAAGAUCAGGCAAAAGUUUACCACUUGUCAAAAUUUCAAAUGCUUAAGUGCCUUUUUUGGCGAUUUUUUGAAAAUCAAAUUUAGGCCAAAAAUGGUGGAAAAAAUCAAAAUUUUACCAAAUUGAUCUAGAAAGCUGAAAAUACCCUAUUUUCGACCUGCCAAAUCGAUUGAAAACUGUUUCAAACCGUUUUGAGCAGUUCUGGAGCCUCCAGCAGAUUUUUGGAACUCUAAAUUCACACAAAAUUCAAUAAAAUGGAGUUAAAAGGUCGAAAUUCAUUCUGCAAACUAAUUUCAAUACGCUAUGAAGUCGAAAGCAGAUAAAUCUGAAGUCGAUUUGGAGCCUCCAACGACUUUCUGAAAAUUACUGGAGCCUCCAGCAGAUUUUUGAAACUUGAAAUUUCCCCAAAAUUUCAUCAAAUGGAGAUGGAAAGCCGAAAUUUACUCUGCACUCCAAUUUUAACACCCUCCGAAGACGGCUUAAGAUGGGUUCAAGUCAUUUUAGAGCCUCUAGAGACUUUUUGAAAAGGUUUAUGGCGUUUUUUUUUUGGAAAAUUAUAUUUUCCAAAAAGUAGCUGGAAGCUUCAAAACCAUUAGAAAUCACCAUGCAUUCGAAUUCUUAUCGUAUUGAAAUUAGUUCGCGGAGUAAAUUUCAGCUUGCUAACUCCAUCUGAUAAAAUGUUGUGGGAAUUUCAAGUUUCAAAAAUCUGGUGGAGACUCCAGUCAUUUUCAAAAGGUCGCUGGAGGCUCCAAAACGACUUGAAAUCCACCUGCAGUUGACUUCGUAGCGUAUUGAAAUUAGUUUGCAGAAUGAAUUUCGGCUUUCCAACUCCAUUAUUGAUGAAAUUUUGUGGGAAUUUCGAGUUUCAAAAAUCUGCUGGAGGCUCCAGAACUGCACAAAACGGUUUGAAACAGUUUUCAAUCGAUUUGGCAUGGCGAAAAUAGGGUAUAUCCCAAAUUUCGGCUUUCUUGAUCAAUUUGGUAAAAUUUUGAUUUUUUUCCUCAUUUUUGACCUAAAUUUGAUUUUCAAAAAUUCACCAAAAAAUCGAAAAAGGCGCUUAAGCACUAAAAAUUUUGAAAGGUGAUGAAUUGUUGCCUGAUCUUUCGAUUUACCUUUGUACGGUUUUGAAAAUUUCGUGUAGGUGCUAUGUUGGAACGCAAAGUCUGCGAUUUUGGCUGACCUCUCAGUCUAAAUGGCCGCCAUUUUGUAAAUAGGGCCACUUUUUUUUGAGCACAAGAGCUAGAAAUGAUCCUCAGGACUCCCCCUUUAAGAAAAAAGUUGUCCUGAAGGAUCUACCAGGGGGGGGGGUGCAAUAUAUUGGCUCAAAGUGGCUGUGGCACUUGAUCAUUUGCUGUAAGAGUUACCUAGUUCAGCUAUAAGAAACUUAGAAUUAGUGCAUUUUUUUCAAUUCAAGAAAAUGAACUUCCCAUGAGUCACAAGAAGACAUUUUUCUGAGGGGUAAAAAAAACACAUGUUAAAUAAUGGGAUCAAUAAUAUUACUAGACAGCUACACAGAUUAUGCACAAUUAUUUAUGAUCGAUAAGAAAAAUUUCGACCUUUUAUUUGCAUUUUAAUGAAUCAUUUAAGAAAUUUAUCUUUGAAUUUAUGCAAAAUAAUUGGAGGUGAAUCGUAAUUUGUCGAUGAAAGCUGUCUUAUUCAAGGAAAAAAAUUGUUGUAUACCUAAGUCUUUAGCUAUAUUAUUUUAAUGAACUUAGGUAAUUUUUUUUUACUCGUUAAAUUUAUUUUUUUAAUCAUUACCUAUUUAUCAAAAUAAGGGCAUAUAGGUUAAACAAAUAAAAUAUGUGCAUGCAUAUUAAAAAAUUCACACACAAUUAAUAAAUCUUAAACUUGAUUGCGUUUGUUAUUCGUUUUCAAGAUAAUCCCAAUAUUUUUACAAAGAUCUAUACAAGUACACGCAGAGAUCGAUUUCAUUUCAAAUCUACAAACUCAUUCAUUCGUCCAUUGUUUGUUCGUUCGUUCGGUUCUUUUUUCAAUAUGCAUUCUUUUUUCAAAUACACUUGUUACUUAUUGGUAAUUUCGUGCUAUUUGCACGUUGCUACAGCUAAAGGGCAAUGUAAAAGCCCAAAACCGUCGGUAUUUUGUUUUGCUUCCAGUGUUAAUAGCGGCGCGGAUGUUAUAAAAGAAGCUGACAAAGAUAAAGAUGGAAAACUCAAUGAAAAAGAGGCAUUAGACUAUCUCGGAAACACAACUAAUUUCAAAUGGGCAGAUGGAACACUGAAAUUAGAAAUCAAAUCGACAGAUAAAAAUCACGACGGAUACGUGACCGCAGAAGAAAUCGAUUUUCCUGCUUCGACUUCACCUCAACCGUUCGGCGGCGGCAGAACUCCGAGUCCGAGUGAUAUCAUAAAACAAGGUGACAAAAACCACGAUGGAAAACUCGACUACGCCGAAGCACUUGAAGCUUUUCAUGUCGUACUACCAUUCAGAUUGUCAGAUGAAGCAAUUGAAAAUGAAAUCAAGGGGUUCGAUAGAAAUCACGAUGGAUAUUUGGUAUUGGAAGAAUUCGAUAAUUCCCAAGCGACAACGCCAAAACCAUCAAAACCGUAAUUACAGGUUCGCAGACGUUUUCAUCAAGUACCUAUCUAAAUUGGUAACGUGAAUAGGUUAUCUUUAAAUUGUUGUUGUUUUCGCAUUAUUUUAUUAGUUUAUAGUAACUUAUAACCUAUAUUUAAAGUCGAAUAAUUUUCAAAUUAAUUUAUAAAAAUGAUUGUUAUUCGCCAGUAAUACCUACGUACAAUAAUAAACGCUUAUUUCUCAA
Planococcus citri (citrus mealybug) is the source of this 6867-nucleotide messenger RNA. Its product is annotated as acetylcholine receptor subunit alpha-like. NCBI's taxonomy places the organism in Eukaryota, Metazoa, Arthropoda, Insecta, Hemiptera, Pseudococcidae. Gene Ontology annotation, biological process: nervous system process; regulation of membrane potential; chemical synaptic transmission. Gene Ontology annotation, molecular function: transmitter-gated monoatomic ion channel activity involved in regulation of postsynaptic membrane potential; transmembrane signaling receptor activity; excitatory extracellular ligand-gated monoatomic ion channel activity. The coding region runs from base 81 to 1820 and encodes 579 amino acids. The transcript is spliced from 12 exons. The record is from RefSeq and is a predicted model, not a curated record. Gene Ontology annotation, cellular component: neuron projection; plasma membrane; synapse.